UGGAAACUGAACAAGGUAUUAGUGGUAAUAAUUUUGAAUUCACUGAUGGAACAUUAUAUUCUAAAAAGAAUAAAGUCUGUUACUUCUACCAUGUCAUAAAGUGCACAUGUAAAAGCACAUAAUGUAUGCAUUAUUCAAAAAGUCCAGCAUUGCACUCCAUUAUUCAAUAUGUGUUUACGCCUCACGCUUUAAGUCACCCGAUGAAACCGCAUAGGGCACGUUUAACAGAUGACUUACUUAACGCUUACGGAACAAAGUGUUAUAUGGAUCACUUGAUACCUGCCACGCCAGAUUUUGAAAUGUUAACUCAGUUCCAUUCAAAAGACUAUCUUGAAUUUUUACAGUGUCUGAAUUCUGAAAAUGUGGUGGAUUAUGCGGAUCAUAUAGAAAAAUUUAAUGUGCGAGAUGAUUCUCCCGUUUUCGAUGGUCUUUGGGAAUUCUGUCAAUUGUAUUGUGGAGGAACUCUUGGUGCAGCUCAAUUGUUAGCGUGUGGAAAAUAUCAAUUUGGUAUCAAUUGGAGUGGCGGUUUACAUCACGGAAAAAAACAUGAAGCCUCCGGUCAAUUGAUACAAUUGUUGCAUUCAUUUUAUUUGUAUUCUUGUUACCAACUGAUAGGUUUUUGUUACCUUAACGACUGUGUUUUAGCGGUGUUGGAAUUUUUAAAACAAUUUCAGCGUGUGGCGUAUGUCGAUAUUGACAUCCAUCACGGUGAUGGUGUGGAAGAAGCUUUCUAUAUGUCUUCCAGGGUUAUGUGCGUAUCCUUUCAUAAAUAUGGAGAUUACUUUCCGGGCACCGGGGCUCUUUAUGAUAUCGGUGCAUCCGGUGGUAAAGGUUUCUCCGUGAAUGUACCCCUUAAGGACGGAAUGACUGACAAGAUGUUUGAAAUUCUAUUUAAACAGGUGAUGGACUUGGUGUUCACGUAUUUUUCACCGGAUGCUAUUUUAUUACAAAGCGGUGCUGAUUCUUUAGCAGGAGAUCGGUUAGGAUGUUUUAAUCUUACCGUAUCCGGCCAUUCGACCGCUGUAAAUUAUCUCUCGAAAAAAAAUCUGCCACUUUUGGUUCUUGGUGGUGGUGGCUAUACGCUACGAAAUGUACCAAAAUGUUGGGCUGUGGAAACGGGAAUACUAACGGCUGCACCACUUCCACUACAGAUACCCGAAACGUCCAAGUAUCGGUAUUACUACGGUCCCGAGUUCACAUUAGAUGUACGUCCAUCAAAUAUGAUAAAUCUAAACACAACCAAAGCACUAGAAGACAUUGUUCGACAAAUCAAUGAAAAUUUACGCAAUUAUGUUUUUCCUACCUCGACUCAAAUCUAUGGAUCUAAUGAUGAGUCACGUGCUCAAGAUUUGUUACCUUUUUAUAUGCGAACUUUGACGAAUGAAGAUUUCAAUGAUGAAACCCACCACGAUGUGGAUUUAAUCUGAGGCGUGUCGUGUUUCUCGAAUAGAAGGCUAGAUUUUAUUUUGGACUCGGGCCCAUUUGUUUUCCAGCUUUAAUGAUUUCAUCGACUAAUAGAAGUUGUUGUGAAAGUCCUACAGCUAAAGUUAACAUUUGAUUUUUAACGCAAUAAUUGUCCCAAAUUCCUAAACAAUAACAAAACAAUCAGAGAACAUUGUUGCAAAAUAUAUGCAAUCUUAUAGAACAA
This is a messenger RNA of Hylaeus volcanicus, 1648 nucleotides long. RefSeq lists its product as uncharacterized. Gene Ontology annotation, molecular function: histone deacetylase activity. Lineage: Eukaryota; Metazoa; Arthropoda; Insecta; Hymenoptera; Colletidae. The record is from RefSeq and is a predicted model, not a curated record. The coding region runs from base 126 to 1427 and encodes 433 amino acids. The transcript has 13 exons.